This is a messenger RNA of Zea mays, 1197 nucleotides long. RefSeq lists its product as uncharacterized. Bases 97 to 1197 code for a protein of 366 amino acids. The transcript is spliced from 3 exons. The record is from RefSeq and is a predicted model, not a curated record. Lineage: Eukaryota; Viridiplantae; Streptophyta; Magnoliopsida; Poales; Poaceae.
GGGCCGAUUCCCAUCUCUCCACCACUGUUCCCCAUCUCUCCACCGCUCGACGUGAGUGACAGGCCACGAACCCUAGUUUGUGGCGGCGUGUACUCCAUGGCCGGCGAUCCCUCCAUGGCUGGCGGUCCCUCCAAGGUCGGCGGCGAUCCCUCCAUGGCCGGCGGCGAGGAAUCCCUGGACAACGGCGAGGAAUCCAUGGACGGCAGCUCCUCCCUUCCUGGCGACGCGGCGAGGCCUCCACGCGCCGGCGGCGAGGAAUCCCUGGGCUGCGGCUCCGAGUGUAUCUUCUCCACAAGCGAUGCUCGAAGCCUGGGACCUAGCGGUGCGGCGGUACAUGGUGUAACAGGCCACGCUCAGUGCCCUCCCAAUGAUGACUCUCUGGUCCGUGGCGGCUUAAUGAGCAGCGAACACUCCAUGAUGGUUCUCAGUAAUGGAGGUGAGCAGAGGAACAAAGGGAUCCCUCGGACAUUUUGCAUUAAAUUGAAACUUGUUGUCACAAUUCGCUCAUAUUUUGCCACGCCGGAUGGGGAGCCAAAGAGAUAUUACCCACGUAGAACAUUAAGACCACUUGCUGUUGACACCAAAUUUAGACUAUUACAAUUGGUAGACUUUAUAGGUGAGACAUUCAUAUGGGGUUCUAAGCAAUAUUUAAAGUUGUGGCGUUGUUUGGAUGAUGAUUUCGUAGAGAUAAAAACUGACGAGGACUUGUUACAAUGGUUUGAAGUCACUAUGCAAAAGGGAGUAGUGCGUAUUGAAGGGGAGGUUCAUGAUUUUGAGGGACCUUUGUUGUUUUCACCUACAAAACGUAGGUUCCACCCAAAAGUGAGGAGUAGAGUGGUAAAUGGGGAGCCUACAUUAAACAUCAGUGACCCGUUAAGAUCAAAGAGGAGAGUUGCACAUGAUGACUCUGACACGGAAUCACUGAAGGCACUAAGUGAUAGCAGCUAUGAUAGUGAUUUAGCCGCAUCCUCCGACUCUGAUCUUGAUUUUUCUGACUCUGAAUAUGAUCCUGAUGCUGAAAUAUUGGAUGAAGAUGAAGAUGAUGAUAUCCCUACCUUUGCAUAUGAUGUGGAUAAUCCUUGUAUUGAUAAGGAUGUGAUGUUCCCAGAUGUGGAUGCAUGCAAGUCUGCAGUAACUCAUCAUGUUAUUUUACAUGAUUAUGCUUAUGAGACAGUUAAGAAGUGCAAGAAAAGGUGA